Aspergillus fischeri NRRL 181 is the source of this 2466-nucleotide messenger RNA. RefSeq names its product DDHD family phospholipase. The record is from RefSeq and is a predicted model, not a curated record. Bases 1 to 2466 code for a protein of 821 amino acids. NCBI's taxonomy places the organism in Eukaryota, Fungi, Ascomycota, Eurotiomycetes, Eurotiales, Aspergillaceae. Gene Ontology annotation, molecular function: metal ion binding; glycerophospholipase activity. Gene Ontology annotation, cellular component: cytoplasm. The transcript has 2 exons.
AUGUCCAGGGAAAGUCAGAGAGGGUCCUUUCUGGGAGCUAUCUCUUCCUGGAAUGCAUCAAGAAACACCAAGACUUCCCCCAACACCGAUGGACCAGACGUUCUUCCUAGAUCUCAAGGCGAAGAUCAUACAAUCACACACAGGCAUAGACUUAGCUUGCGCCACUACCCUCCGGAUUGUCCCCCGCUGAGGGUGAGGUGGUUUUACGCUGUUGACUCACCAAAACGGAAACCACUACUCUCAGAACACCAGAAGGAAGAACCGAAACCCUUACCUGCGCCAAAGAAGUUUGUCCCGUUUUCGUCGAAAGAUUCCCAGGCCAUUGAGUCCACUUUCCAAAAGCUAUCGGACGUUGAGAUUGCUCAAGAACAAACACGAAAGAGUGAAUUGCUUCGCGAAACAAGGAAAGGGUUAUUUACGGUGCCUGUCAAUGAGGACAACCUAUUUGACGUGGACAUCGAACGAAGGGAGCUCACACCGGCGUACUGGAUAGGUCCCACCUAUGAAGUGCGCCGGGGUACGUGGUUCUUCCAAGAGGGGUCUACUUUCAGGCCGUGCGAAGAAAACCUGGCCACCCAGCUUGAGGAAGGGUAUCUCAAACUUAAGCCAUGGCGCCUGGAAAAUGACCAAAGCAGACUCCCACAGACCGUUACAAACCCAACCCCCCAGAAUGCAGAUAGAUCAGAUGUGAACAAGUCUGGGUUGCAAUGCACACCCGAACCAGAGCUAUGUGCAUCGCAGCCACUUACUGGUCAGGCUGGACAUGCAACUUCUGUCCGAGUAAACGAGCCUCGGCACUAUCGUCUUUUUGGUGCUUACAUGAACUGCAUAGUGACAUAUCAGGAUUAUUCUACAGCUUUGUUGGCGAAUGACGAUUUCAUGUCACGAAUGAGCAGUACCGUAUACCAGAAAUUGGGCGGUAUACCAGGUACAAAAGUGGUGCGUGGUUUUAUCGAAACUAAAAGACAGAAGGAAACAUCGGCUGUGAAGAGUCGUGAUCAUAGCGUUGGUACAAAAUCUCCCUCCGAUACCCCUAGUGCAGCCUCGACAGACCACGAGGUCAAGUCUGAGUCAGAAAUUUCUUCAGACACACGCCCUAAUGAGGAUGUGAGGAAGAAAGUGACUGAUCAGGAUGAUCCGAGGUCAACUCUGGAACGGCAGAUGUCGUCCCUUGCUGGUGAACCUCAAAAUACAGCUGAGCUUGAGGAGCAAGCGCGGAAGCAGGAAGAGAAGGAAAUGGAAGACUCCAGGGAAGCAGAUGAAGAGGACAGAGAGCGGCAGAUUGACCAUUUGGUCCUUGUCACACAUGGAAUAGGCCAGCGACUUGGGUUGCGGCUAGAAAGCAUCAACUUUAUUCAUGAUGUGAAUGUUUUUCGAAAGACUAUGAAGAGCGUCUAUAAGGCUUCUCCUGAUUUGCAAGCCUUGAACUCUAGUUUCUCAGACAUUAAGCAGGAGUGCAAUCGGAUUCUGAAACUCUUCAAGCAGCGAAAUCCGACAUUCAAUGGCUCUGUGAGCCUCUGUGGUCAUUCACUUGGUAGCGCGAUCCUGUUUGAUAUCCUAUGCCACCAACCGUCGACUCCUCCCGCGUCCGGAGAGAGGAGGAUGGACCGAGACGGGUCUCAGGACAAUUUGCUCGACUUUGACUGCGAAGAAUUAUUCUGCCUGGGGUCUCCAAUUGCCCUUUUCCAGAUGAUCAAAGGAAACACCAUUGCCGGGCGAUCUAUGAUCGACGGGGCAAACAUGAAGAGGUCCAAGGAGGGGUGUGAUCAUCGGAACCCAACGUCUUCUUCCUCCGCGAGCUGUGGCGCACCAGUUCAGGCGAGCACGGCGUCGGGUGAAGGGCCGACUAUCGUAUCGUCACCGAAGUGUCGGCAACUGUACAACAUAUUUCACCCUUCUGAUCCCGUUAGUUACCGAAUUGAGCCGCUAAUCUCGCCGGCAAUGUCGUCGCUCAAGCCGCAGCCCUUGCCAUCUGUAAAGAAGAGCCUAUGGGCAGCUCCUGGGCAAAGCCUAUCCAUGAUUGGCAGUCGUGUUGGCCAGAGUGUGGGAACCUUGUGGACCAAUUUCGCAACCGGGGUCGCAAGCAGUCUACUUAACCGCAGCCUCGGCCUUGGUUCGGAGGAAACUUCACAAUCCACAGUGAUUGCUACCGAGACUCAAAUGUCUCGAGGAUCACUGGCUAACUCUUCUCUUGGAGAGGAUGGUUCUUCUCGGUCUGGUUCGGGCGUUGAUAGUCAAGAAGGGUCUGCCGAUAGAUAUCGUACACUGAUUGACUCGAACUUAGAAACGCUCUACGAAGGAAACAACAGAACCAAGACUAGUGGUCACAAUGACAUUUUACAUUCCGCGGCCACUGAGUCCGCCGUUGGCCGAGAGAGUGAGGACCUAAGGAGGUUGAAGAUGGAAGAUGCUAAAAUGAGGGCGCUCAAUACUAAUGGACGAGUCGACUACAGCAUCCAGGAGUAA